AUGCGAACUCAUUCCUCGUCAGCUCGUGAAUCCGCUGGCGAAAAAUGCCCUGGCCAAGAUGCAAACUUGGACUUGAGGGAGGAGGAGGAGAUUGAACUUUUGACUACUGGGGAGCGAGCGGAGUCAGUUUACAAUAACAAGGCAGCGGAAGCAAAAAUCAAGUACUGGAGAGGGGCCGUCUACUGCCUUGCGCUGCUGUUAUUUAUCCAGACCUGCUUUACCUUCUGGGUUCUAAAAAGCCUCCCAAAUUGGACGGCAUGCGAAAUCGGAUUUGCAACCGACCUAGACGAUGCAAAGCCAUGGAUCUCACUCGAACAGACGCGCUUUACCAACUCCCUCAGAGCGGACGAAAAUGGCAUGCUUUACAAAUUCAGCAAUCCUGACGACCAGACCUACACUGGCGCACCGUCAGAGGAAAUUGAGAAAGCCUGGGACAAGCUUAUCAGUGGGCGUUACGUCCGCUUAAUGGAAUCCGAGAUCGUGAAACUCAACGGAAGUGCCUAUGAUCAUCCUCUGGAGCCAGUUGUGGCGAGAAAGCACAUGAUAACAUCUUCCGGUGUUUAUGGCGGCAUUGAUGUGAUGCAUUCACUCCACUGUGUUAAUGUAUUGAGGAAACACCUCAACUCGGUCGAUGACCUAGACGUGCACUUAUCGGCUCACUAUAAGCAAUUGCACCUCGAUCAUUGUAUAGACCAGCUUCGUCAGUCUAUAAUGUGCUCUGGAGAUUUGACCCCGGUUACGUUGCGGCCGGUAUGGGAAGGCAAGAAUCAUACUCAUCUGCUUCUCCUGGGGCAAACAGAACAGAAACACACAUGCAGAAAUUUCACUGCACUAAGAGAAUGGGCAGACCAGCGAGGGCAAAUGUAUGGCCAUAUAUUAUGGCCAUGA
Molecule: messenger RNA, 888 nt
Organism: Penicillium samsonianum
Lineage: Eukaryota; Fungi; Ascomycota; Eurotiomycetes; Eurotiales; Aspergillaceae
Product: oxidase ustYa family protein
Exons: 2
Coding region: 1-888 (295 amino acids)
Biological process (GO): mycotoxin biosynthetic process
Source: RefSeq, a predicted model, not a curated record